Triticum turgidum subsp. durum (durum wheat) is the source of this 516-nucleotide messenger RNA. The record is from the annotation of a GenBank genome assembly. Lineage: Eukaryota; Viridiplantae; Streptophyta; Magnoliopsida; Poales; Poaceae.
AUGGCCGCUCCACCCCACCACCACCACCCCAAUCGUGAUGUGCCCUCGCCACCGCAACCAACCACCACACCCCCGCCUACACCCCCAGCCACCGCGAGUCCCCGACCCCUGCCUUCGUCGCCUCCAACGCCCCACCGCAGCACGACCGAGCAUACAGCUGAUACAGAUCUAGGUCGCCGCCGACCGGCCCCAUCGCCGAGCCACUCCACCGCCGACCACUGUCCUCCGCCUAAUGCUCCAUUGCCACCACCAUACUCUGCGAGCUUCCUCCCCCGAGCAGGACUUGUCACCGGUGCACCGACCAAGGCCGCCUCCUCUAUGUCCUCUGCCCCAAGCAAUGGAGCGUCCGUCCCCUCCCGCGAGCAGCUCUGCCUCCUGUACUUCCUUGUCCCAAAGAGAGCAUUUGAUAGGGAUCAAGUUGUUGGGUGGCCGCCUCGUGGGAGCUACCGGAAGAACACACUAGCCGCCAAUGCUACAAAGACCAAGGUGGAGAACAAAGGUAAAAGCAAGGCAUGA